CCGCGCCAUUAUUACCUCAGUGCUUUUUCUUCUAAAAUUUUAUUAGAGAAGGAGGGUAGCGCAGCGUUUUUCGCUAAAAGUGGUAAAAAUUUUUCUUCAUUUGCAAAGUUUCAAAAUUUACAGUACUCGGACUGAUGGAAGCUGUUUCGACAAAGUGAAUCCCCAAACUGGAGUUAGUGAUUGCCCAGCAAUGCAAACCUAUUGCACCAGACGUGGUUAUGUUCAGCUGAUGAAGGAACAGUGUCAAAGAACUUGUGGAUAUUGCAGAAAAUACAUUGGAAGCUGUUUCGACAUGGUCAAUCCACAAACUGGAGUCAAUGAUUGCUCAGCAAUGAAAUUCUAUUGCACCAACUAUGGUUAUGUUCUCUUAAUGAAAGAACAGUGCCCGAAAACCUAUGGAUACUGCAGAAAAUAA
Messenger RNA from Angiostrongylus costaricensis, 415 nucleotides. NCBI's taxonomy places the organism in Eukaryota, Metazoa, Nematoda, Chromadorea, Rhabditida, Metastrongylidae. The record is from the annotation of a GenBank genome assembly.